This is a messenger RNA of Vigna umbellata (rice bean), 2547 nucleotides long. Its product is annotated as protein ENHANCED DISEASE RESISTANCE 2-like. Gene Ontology annotation, molecular function: lipid binding. NCBI's taxonomy places the organism in Eukaryota, Viridiplantae, Streptophyta, Magnoliopsida, Fabales, Fabaceae. The record is from RefSeq and is a predicted model, not a curated record.
UACCUCACCAUCCCCAACGUAAACUGGGCCCCACCAGCCUACCCAACAUUGGGCGCGUGUCACAACGAAAACCAACUGUGUGAUUAAUCUCUUAACUGGAGACAUUAAGGCACGUAAUAACGAUAACGAAACAAGUGAGAAGAAUCCGAGAUACCGAGGGAGAUCACGUGUGUGGUGCAGCAGCAGCAGCAGCAGCAGCGGCAGCGUGAAAUGGACGCUGUAGCAACAGGUUCGGAGCUGAACAAGUCCGGGAGCGGAGGUUCGGAGCGGAGCGAUGACAGCGGAGGAGGAGGAGGGAUAUUUGAGUACUCUGGUUGGGUUUAUCACUUGGGAGUCAAUUCCAUUGGCCACGAGUAUUGUCAUCUCCGUUUCCUCUUCAUCAGGGGAAAGUAUGUUGCCAUGUACAAGCGUGAUCCUCACGAGAACCCUGGCAUCAAACCAAUUAGGCGGGGAGUUGUUGAACCCACGCUAAUGGUGGAGGAGCUAGGUCGUCGAAAGGUCAACAAUGGGGAUCUUUAUGUUUUACGGUUUUACAAUCGAUUAGAUGAGACCAAAAAAGGAGAUAUUGCUUGCGCUACAGCUGGGGAGGCCAGGGGAUGGAUGGAAGCAUUUGAUCAGGCUAAGCAACAGGCCGAGCUUGAGCUGUCAAAAGGAAUUAGUGCCAGAGACAAACUAAACAUGGAGAACGAGAUCAAUCUUGAAGGACAUCGACCUAGAGUGAGGCGAUAUGCCCAUGGUUUGAGGAAGCUUAUAAGAAUUGGCCAAGGCCCGGAAAAAUUGUUACGACAAUCAUCAAAGUUGUCCAGAACAGAUGGGUUUGAAGGGGAUGGAGGCGAUGCAGUUGAAGCACAUCAAUGGAAAUGCGUUUUUACUUUGGCUGGUAUUAGAAUUUUUGAGGAUGUUUCUGAUCACAAGAAUGGUAAGACUGUCCUUGCAAAGUCUGUUGGUGUGAUUGAUGCAACUGCAGAUACUGUUUUUGAAGUUAUUUUGAACACUGACCAACAGAAAAGAUAUGAGUGGGAUACAUUGAUAUGCGACUUGGAACUUGUAGAUUCUUAUGAUGGACACUACGAUGUUGUUUAUGGGACAUAUGAUUCUAAGUAUCUAUCUCGGUGGCACUCAAAGCAGGAUUUUGUCUUCUCUAGACAAUGGUUUCGUGGACAAGAUGGAACAUAUACUAUCUUGCAAUGUCCAGCUAUACACAAGAAGAAGCCCCCAAUACACGGAUAUCGACGUGCAAAAGUUAAUCCAACUUCAUGGGAGAUUAGAAAUUUGAGCACAUCUGGGGCAUCAAAUAGCCCAAGAUGUUUAGUGACCCACACUUUAGAGAUAAACUCUUCGUCCUGGUGUCGAUGGAAGAAUAACCAGAACUCAAAAUUUCAGAGGAGCAUUCCACAUGCAUUAUUGUUCCAAGUGGCAGGUCUGAAGGAAUACAUUGCUGCCAAUCCUGCACUGCACCAUGAAAAUGCCACCACAGUUGUUCAUUCCAAAAUCUCUGAUGCUUCUAUUUCUAGUGCUGAAUGUGAGGAUGAAAUGCAGGAUGAGUUUUAUGAUGCAAUUACUGCUGAUUCGUCAACAUCAGAUGAAGAAAGUGAUGAUGAUCAAAAACUUGUUCCGCAGGAGCCAAGAGUCAAGCUAAAGAAUAUUUCAUGGGCAAUCACAACAUUAGCUUUAAAGCGAACUGCUGCUCCUGAUCUCAGCGAAGAAUUGGAUCCUCAUGUAACUCCUAUCACAAUUCCAAGUGACUUGCAUUGUUCUUUAUGGAAAGGAAAGGAUGACAAUGACACAAACUGUUGGGCUUCUCCUACUGGAAAAGGAUUUAUGAUUAGAGGAAAGAACUAUCUUAAAGAUAGUUCUAAGGUAGUUGGAGGAGAUCCUCUUCUCAAGCUUGUAGGAGUCGAUUGGUUAACAGUUGAUAAAUCUGUAGAUAGAAUUGCCCUUCACCCUAAAAGUUUGGUUCAGUCAGAAGCCGGGAAAAAGCUUCCAUUUAUCCUUGUCAUUAAUCUCCAGGUUCCUGCCAAACCAAACUACAGUCUGGUUCUGUAUUAUGCAGCUGACAGACCGAUAAAUAAAAAUUCUUUGUUAGCUAAGUUUGUUGGUGGAAGUGAUGCAUUUCGGGACUCAAGAUUCAAGCUUAUUCCUAGUAUAGUUGAGGGAUAUUGGAUGGUCAAGAGAGCUGUAGGAACCAAAGCUUGCCUCUUGGGAAAAGCCGUAACCUGUAAAUACUUUAGACAAGAUAAUUUUUUGGAGAUUGAUGUGGACAUUGGAUCGUCUUCUGUAGCCAGAAGUGUCAUAGGCCUUGUCCUCGGAUAUGUUACGAGUCUUGUUGUCGACCUUGCAAUUUUGAUAGAGGCAAAAGAAGAAUCGGAGCUGCCAGAGUAUAUUCUUGGAACUGUCCGAUUAAACCGUUUGAAACCUGAAUCCGCUGUACCAUUGGAAGCUUAAGAUGUUCUUCCAGGAAUGUUGUAUCAGUUGAUUAUAGUCCAUUGUUGUCACUCUAAUUUACACAGCGGAUUCAAAUAAAAAAUGAGUGAGUUUUUGUGAAAA